This is a messenger RNA of Cucurbitaria berberidis CBS 394.84, 2948 nucleotides long. Its product is annotated as acyltransferase-domain-containing protein. Lineage: Eukaryota; Fungi; Ascomycota; Dothideomycetes; Pleosporales; Cucurbitariaceae. The transcript has 3 exons. Gene Ontology annotation, cellular component: mitochondrial membrane. Bases 195 to 2675 code for a protein of 826 amino acids. The record is from RefSeq and is a predicted model, not a curated record.
AACGGCUUGCUGUACGACGCUGUCGUCUUCCUCCAUGCAAGAGAUAAUCAUACGCGGGUGACUUGACAGAUUGAACUGGGCAAUUGAUGCGCCUCUAGACCUCCAGCCCAUAAAACCUUCGCCUUCGACCGUACCUUUGCGACCCGAAUGCGAGAUCCCUGACCGUUGCGGCUGUAAGACGUCUGCAGCCCGAUAUGGCGUCCUCGAAUAAGAACCGCAAGCGCUCGUCGUCGCCCUCUUCGUCGCCUGAACAGGCGCCAGACCUCAGCAUAACUGCCGACGACCAAGUGUACCUGCAUGCGGCCGGUUACAAUGAGUCCCCAGAACGCGGUCUCAUUCAAAGCAUGGCGCGCUUCCGGUCUUCGCCCCUCGACUUCAUACGCGAAGUCUCGCUACACUUCUCGGGCUCAGGAUGGCGGUCGUUUGAUGAUCACAUUGGGCAGCCCGAGUUCUACUCGGGUUUUAGCGAAGACAUGAAGGGGCGGGUGCUGAGUAGUCCAAUGCUUGUCGCUAAGGUGCGAGAGCUUGCGACGAAGAGAGUAGAAGUUGAAGCGAAAGAAGGGCUACUGGGAGAGGAAGCGCAGAAUGGGAGUGGAGGUGUGGGCGAGCAGGACAGGAAGCUGAAGAGAAGAGUACAAAUCGAGGAGUCGCUGAUGGAAGUCAGCGAGACAUGGACGGAUGGCAUGAUAUGCAAGAUGGAGAGCAAAGGCUUCAUACGCGGCGCAUACUAUUUGGCUACACAGCUCCUGACAAGAGCAUACCACCAAGGCGUACACGUCUCUAGCGAGGAAGUCCUGCGUCUACGCGCUGUUGCCGAAAAGGCUGCAAAGGACAAACAUUCCAUCAUCUUCCUGCCAUGCCAUCGCUCACACGUCGACUACGUCUCCCUCCAAAUCAUCUGCUACCGGCUCGGCCUUGCCCUCCCUACCGUCAUCGCAGGCGAUAACCUCAAUUUCCCUGUGGUGGGCUCCUUCUUGCAGCAUGCGGGCGCUAUGUGGAUACGGAGGAGCUUUGGAGAAGACCAGCUAUAUGUUACGCUGGUGCAGGCAUAUAUCGAUACCUUGCUGCAGUGUGGUUAUAAUUUGGAAUGCUUUGUCGAGGGGGGUAGGAGUCGUACGGGCAAGCUGCUGCCGCCGAAAUUUGGAAUAUUGAGCUACAUGCUGGAUAGCGUUGCCAGCGGGAGGGUAGAAGAUGCCAUUAUUUGUCCAGUGAGCACGCAGUAUGACAAGGUUAUUGAAGUCGACUCAUACAUCAGCGAACUCCUCGGCCAACCGAAGCCAAAGGAGAACCUCGUGGAUUUUCUGUCCGCUUCCUCGGUUCUAUCGCUCAAGUUGGGUCGAGUAGACGUCCGCUUCCACGAACCAUGGUCAUUGCGCACAUUCAUCGAUCAACAGCGAUCGCGCUUCAGCAAACUUCCGCAACAGCUAGAUACGAAGGAAGACCGCGUACGAUUACUACGAACGCUAGGUUACAAAGUGCUAUCAGAGAUCAACGAUGUGUCGGUGGUAAUGCCAACCGCUCUUGUCGGCACAGUACUGCUUACGCUAAGAGGAAGAGGUGUUGGCAAAGCAGAGCUCAUUAGGAGAGUAGAGUGGCUCAGCGACCGCGUAAGAGCACAGGGCGGUAGAGUCGCCCAUUUUGGCAACCUACCUACCAGUGUCGUCGUAGAUCGAGCGCUGGAAGUGCUAGGUCCUGGACUGGUUGGACUUGUGCCUGGCUUGCCCGAGGACACGUUCUACGCCGUCGACCGAUUCCAACUUUCCUUCUACCGCAACAUGACCAUUCACCUCUUCAUCCUUCAAUCCCUUGUGAGCGCGGCCCUAUAUACGCAUGUCAAGCAAGGCGGCGGACCCGAGUAUCAACGUAUGUCGUACACCGAUUUGCACGCGCAAGUGCAUUUCCUCUCCCAGCUCUUCCGCGGUGAAUUCAUUUUCCCGACAGAAGGCCUAGAUCAUAAUCUUGCCAAGACAGUUGAGGGGUUGGAAGCGGAUAACGUUAUAAAGGUCCAUCGAGUAAAGAACGAAGAAGGUCUGGAGAGAGUGGAAUAUGUGGAGUUGUCAGAUGCGGAGAGAGAAACAGGGAGAGAAAACUUCGACUUUUACUGCUUCCUCAUCUGGCCGUUCAUCGAAGCCGCAUGGCUCGGCGCAAUGUCACUCAUGAUGCUGACGCCGCCCCUCACACGCACCCUCGGCGGUGCGGAGAACUGGCUCGGGCUGAAGCAAGUGCAAGACCGCGCACAGCUCUUCGGAAAAACACUAUAUCAUCAGGGCGAUCUCAGUUACUUUGAAGCUGUGAAUAAAGAGACGUUGAAGAAUGCGUAUACAGGAUUCGAAGAGGAGGGCAUGAUCAUCGUCACCAAGUCCAAAGACAAGAACACUCCUGCCACAAUUAGGUUGGCGGAGGAGUGGGUGCCGCAACGAGGGACGAAAGGUAUAAUAGCCGAGGGACCUCUAUGGCGGUUUGCGGAGCGAAUUAGUUCGAGUCGAAGGGAGGGGAAGAAUAGAAGAGAUGGAGCGACGGUUCAGACGAGGGUGCUGGAAUUGGCGGAUAAAGUUGGUAACGAGUUGUGGGAAGAUGCUGUAUUUGUGGCGAGUAAGCUGGACAAGGCAGAUGUGGGCGAUGCGAAGAGUAAAGCUAAAGCGAGGAGGAAGCGAGGGAGUAUGGCAAGACUCUAGGCAUCUGGUAGUCAUGUGCUAGCCUGAGCUUGUACUUAUGUACAUGUAUUGAAAUGAUAUCCUGGAAUACACUGCAAUGAUGCUAUAUGUGCGCUCAGCCUUUUGCACAUUUUGUUUAUUCACCAUCUUCGCCGCAGGCUAUCAGUGUCCUCAUUCAUCAUACCUUGUCGGUUCCACUACGACUGGGGUAGAUAAGCCACGAUCCUUCGUGCUGCAUGUAAGCGUAACGCUGCAUACGCCUAUCUGCAUUGAUCGACAUGACUCGGCAAAUCC